AUGCCAGAACUGCGACGUCCGAGGGUGAUCUACGUCACCGACAAAGAACUCGUCGUCUCAAAGAGAGAACUAACCACGAAAGACGGCUAUUAUCCAACUCAGUACCAUUCGAUCAGAAAAGACUACCUUCGACGAGUUCGAUUCGAUUCCUAUUCCAGAGUCACCAUCCCAAAGGCUAAGCACACUUGUAAAGCGAAGUCGAUGGCUUAUGGAUUGACGAUUUUGCUAAAAAGCAAAAUCUAUGCUCGCACUGAGUUGCCGAUAACUCCGGAGGACGCCGCUAAGGAAUUACUAACUUGCCCCAUCUUGCGUCGGAUAGGUUUCGAUCUCAAAAUGAUCAAAAUAGCGUGUGAAAACAGAACGAAAAUGAUCAAGAGAGGACCGAAGAAACCAAAGAAAGAACCAGCAAUAAUGGAUUCUGAAGAAGAGCAACUAAAAAUUGCAGACAAGCCAAGCUCUUCGUCUCCAAUCCUAAGAUCUCAAACUCGAUCGGGCAAAGAAUUUGUCGGGGCCAAAGUAUGUAAACUGGAGAAAGAAGAUGAAGAAGAAGGAGAAAUCAGAACGAAAGAGCUUGAUGAAUUAUUCGAAAGACUGGAAAGGAAGAAUGAGUCGGUUAAAACAGAAAGGUCAGAAGUCAAAGUUCCUGAGCUUGAAGUGGAUUUACUUCCUUUGGAACCAGUUCCCUCUUUGGACCAAGUGCCAUGUCUAGAACCCUUGCCACUCUUUGGACCUGAGCCACCUCUAGAACCAUCGCCACUCGUUGGACCUGAGCCACCUCUAAAACGAUUGCCACUCGUUGGACCUGAGCUACCUCUAGAACCACUGCCAGCAAUGGAAGAACUGGAAGUUCAAGUUAAACAAGAAAAAGAAUCACCGAGGGACUUUUUUCUCAGAGAAUUUCGACUGGAGAUAGAAGCUCUUUUUCAAAAGUCUUUGAUUGACCAUGAAGACUUUGCGACAGCUUUCAUUGAUCGGCGGAAGACGAUCCUCCCGGAGUGGAUCUCGAGCGAUCGCUGUGGUACAAUUAUUGAUGCUCUCAAAGACAUGCAGAAAAUCCUAAACAAUGAGGAUAUGGAAGAAGAAUGCAGCGAAAAAGAAAACUUGAUAAGUUUGGAGACGACGAUGAAUACUUUGAUGGCUUUGCUGACUGAAUAA
Messenger RNA from Oikopleura dioica, 1155 nucleotides. NCBI's taxonomy places the organism in Eukaryota, Metazoa, Chordata, Appendicularia, Copelata, Oikopleuridae. The record is from the annotation of a GenBank genome assembly.